AGUACAUCAAACAUGUAAAUUAAUAAUGCUGGCCUCAAUAGCUUAAUUUAGAUUAGUUGUGAAACAGGCUUGUUAAAAAUGUUGUCUAUCUUUUAGGCAACAAGGACAAUGGCGGAGGCAACAAGUACAGCUAAUCCACCGAAGAAGCUGGGAAGGUUGUAUUGCAAAGCUGUUUUCACUGGAUACAAGAGGGGACUUAGAAACCAGCAUGAAAAUACUGCACUGUUGAAGAUUGACGGUGUUGGCUCAAAAUCAGAAACUCCAUUCUACUAUGGCAAAAGAUGUGCAUAUGUAUACAAAGCUAAGAGGAAGACAGCAUGCCCUGGACAUGACAAAGCUAGUCGCAUUAGAGUCAUCUGGGGCAAGAUAACCCGAUCACAUGGAAACAGUGGUGCUGUUCGGGCCAAAUUCAGGAAAAAUCUCCCCUCAACAGCAAUGGGAAAAAGAAUCAGAGUUAUGCUGUAUCCAUCACAGAUAUAAGUGUUAGCAGUACAAAAUAAAGUUUAAAAAAAAGAA
Messenger RNA from Magallana angulata, 516 nucleotides. RefSeq names its product 60S ribosomal protein L35a-like. Bases 109 to 480 code for a protein of 123 amino acids. Gene Ontology annotation, molecular function: structural constituent of ribosome. The record is from RefSeq and is a predicted model, not a curated record. Gene Ontology annotation, cellular component: ribosome; cytosolic large ribosomal subunit. The transcript has 4 exons. NCBI's taxonomy places the organism in Eukaryota, Metazoa, Mollusca, Bivalvia, Ostreida, Ostreidae. Gene Ontology annotation, biological process: ribosomal large subunit biogenesis; cytoplasmic translation.